AUGUAAAAUGUCUAAACAAGUAAAUGUGUAGCCCACUUUCAAAUAGAUCUGUCUGAAAAGGUAGGAAAGGGUACAUUUGGAGAAGUUUGUUUGGGCAGGGAUACAAAAACAUAAGAAGUAGUAGCAGUUAAAAUCAUCAACAUCAAAGCGAAUGAUAAGAAUUUCGAUCAAAUGAAGAAACUAUGUGAAAAUGAAUGUUAAAUUAUGCAGCGUUUUCAACAUCCCAAUCUUGUCAAAUUUUAUUCAUUCUAAAGAACUUUGAACAAUGUUUAUUUCAUGAUGGAAUAUUGUGAAGGAGGCAGUUUAGAUUAAUAUAUCGCCAGGAAAUGCCCUCACAAAAAUUAGUUGAAAUAUUUGGCAGAAACUGAGGCCAGGAUUAUUUUAAGUUAAAUAGUUGAUGGAUAUAAAGAAAUGUAUAAAUAGAAUAUAGUUCAUCGUGAUUUAAAACCAAGCAAUAUUCUAAUUAACAAAGGGAUUGCCAAAAUUUCAGAUUUUGGAUUCAGUAAGAUAUUACAGGAUUUUGACAAUUAAAUUCUAUAGACUUUUGCUGGUACUCCAUUGUAUAUGUCUCCAUAAAUUCUCAAUCCUCAAGCACAAAGACAAUAUUCUACUAAAACUGACAUAUGGUCUUUAGGGAUUAUUUUCUUUGAAGUCCUCUAUGGUACGACUCCUUGGAGGGCUAGUUCAUUCUCAGAAUUAAUUCUGAAAAUUUCUUCUGUGCCCUUAAGAUUUCCAGCCAUACCUCGAGUUUCUGAAUAAAUGAAAUAAAUUAUUUUCAAAAUGCUCUAAGUUGAAGAGAAGGAUAGAAUGAGUUGGGAAGAAUUAUUUCAAUUAUAAAUCUAAGAGGAUCAGGAAUCGAUGACUAUUAUAAACAGAAGUAUUAUAUAAAUUAAUCAGGAACAGGAUCUCUUGAAAAAAAAGAAUCUUGAAAAAAAUUUAAAUAGAGGUAUGAUUUAAAAUAUACAACAUGGGAGAUAACAACAAGAAAAACUAGAAAAAGCUUAUUAACAAAUAAAUAAAGAUUCUAAUAAAACUAAAUCAACUGAAUCAUUUUAGUCUCGCAAUUAAAAUUCAAUUAGCCCAGCAAGAAAAGAAAAAAUAUUUUCUUAAAAAUAAUCAACAUCACCAAUUAGAACUCUUGUGAAUUUGAAUUAAAAUCAAAAUUAAAAUGUUUUAGGAAAAGAAUAAUAGGAACAGAUUGUCAAUAACUAUAUAAUAAAGAAGAUUGCAGAAUGGAUUACACAUAAAAAGAAUAAAUCAGAAUUUCUCAAUAGACUUUCACAAUCAUUAUUUGAAUAAUGGUCAGCAUGUAUAAAUAUUGUUAUUCUUUAUAGAAAAAUUCCAAUUAAAUUAGAGUAUCUAUUUAGGAAUUUGCUAUUUGUUGACAAAAUACUAAUUUCUUAUUUUAUCUAAGAUUUUUACAAGAUUAUAAAAGAAGAGUUUAAACAAGUAAAUUAUACUUAAAUGCUUUUAGUACUACUAAAAGAUUUACAGAAAAAGAAUGGACCAUAUUUUGCUAAAGAAAAUUGUGAACUGAUAAGAGAAUUUCUAAUAGAAUUAGUUAAAAGAACAAAAAUAGCCCUCUAAGAUACAGCAAUAUAAGAAAUGAAACUAAUUAACUCCAUAGCAACUAUGGAAUUAACAGAUAAAAAAUAAUUUGAUACCAUUUUCUUAAUUGGCUUAGAAUACUAUUAUAAAAUAGUCUUGGCCUAAUUACCUAAAGAGCAGAAUGAUAGAGGCUAUUUAGAAUUUGCUGUUCGUUUAAAAGAUUGCUGUAAAAUACAUGAGAUUGUAAAAUUUCAAGAGGUGGAUUUCUUCAAAUAUGAGGAUAACAUCACGAAUUCUUCAAACUAAUAAUUACUUGAGUAAUUAUAAAGAUGA
Messenger RNA from Paramecium tetraurelia, 1881 nucleotides. RefSeq lists its product as uncharacterized. NCBI's taxonomy places the organism in Eukaryota, Ciliophora, Oligohymenophorea, Peniculida, Parameciidae. Gene Ontology annotation, cellular component: cytoplasm; autophagosome. Gene Ontology annotation, molecular function: ATP binding; protein serine/threonine kinase activity. The transcript is spliced from 2 exons. Gene Ontology annotation, biological process: autophagosome organization; peptidyl-serine phosphorylation; protein autophosphorylation. The record is from RefSeq and is a predicted model, not a curated record.